This is a messenger RNA of Talaromyces rugulosus, 1542 nucleotides long. RefSeq lists its product as uncharacterized. The transcript has a single exon. Gene Ontology annotation, biological process: RNA processing. The coding region runs from base 1 to 1542 and encodes 513 amino acids. The record is from RefSeq and is a predicted model, not a curated record. NCBI's taxonomy places the organism in Eukaryota, Fungi, Ascomycota, Eurotiomycetes, Eurotiales, Trichocomaceae. Gene Ontology annotation, molecular function: RNA-3'-phosphate cyclase activity. Gene Ontology annotation, cellular component: nucleus.
AUGGCAGGAGCAGAAAACAACGGCACACAGCCUUACACAGAAGAAGAAAUAAUCCAUCUCGAUGGUAGAAUGCUCGAAGGCGGCGGCCAACUGGUUCGCAAUGCCGUUGCCCUGUCUGCCCUCACCGGCAAGCCCAUCACCAUCACCGACAUUCGCGGAAAACGUCAAGGAAGGACGGGGUUGAAGGGCUCACAUGCAGCCGCGAUCAAAUUUCUUUCUGAGAUUUGCCAAGGGGAGGUCGUCGGUGGGGAGGUUGGAUCCAAGGCGCUUACAUUUUACCCUCGCGGCCGUCUACACGGCGACGAACGGGAAACACGAACAGAGAAAAAAGCUCGCGAAUCGGCCAAAACUCUAUUAGAUCUUACAUUAGCAAACGGAGAACUGCCAAAAAUCAAGCCUGAAUAUACUAUACGUCAGUCUACUGUCGGGUCAAUCUUUCUCAUUUUCCAGGCUCUAUAUCCCUAUCUGGUUUACGCUAGCAGCCUGACCGGGAAACCGGUGCGGUUGCAUGUCACUGGCGGUACCAACGUCAGCUGUGCCCCGUCAUUUGAAUACAUCGACCAAGUCCUAGUCCCCAACCUAGGAAAAAUCGGAUUGCCAAAGUUGUCGGUCAGAUUAAAUGGGCGAGGAUGGUCCACAGGGCCGAACGAGUUGGGCGCGGUGACUUUUCUAAUCCAUCCAUUACAAGCAUCAGACUUGGAUGCUUUGACACAUGGAGCUGGUGGCUCAAUACCAAGUGGUUUCCCUGCGCUUAACCUUAGUAAAUUCAGAAGGUCAACUAUUACAAAGAUUGACAUGACCAUUCUCGCGCCAGACACGGAAUUUGGGGACCAGCAGGCACAGGGAAAUCGCAAAGAUAGACGCCAAGCAGGUCGCGAAGGGAGCCAACAUGGUUAUGACUACGAGAUGUUCAACCCCAAACUAACCAUACGCGAAUACCUCGAAGAGACGACCUACACUCACCUACGUCGGGCGCUAAGACGGAUUGCAGAUAAACAGUCGCUGUUUCCCGCUGUGGAACAUGAAGAUGACGACGAAAUUGUUCCAAUCAGCCUAUAUUCCUCAAAAGCCACCCACCAUAGUACGCACCUGUACAUUCUACUCGUGGCACACAUGUCCACGGGGUUGACUAUUGGAACCGAUGCCCUCUUCAAUGGAUUCAAAAGUCGCAGCAACAACCGUCACAAUAAAAAACAGCGAGGGGAAAGAGGAGAAAACAACACGAUAUCAACUCUAGACGACUUGGUAGAGAAUUGCGUGAACGAUUUUAUCCAGGAGCUUAGUGGGAAUUCCGACAAGCCCGGGCCAGAGAGCAGCAACAACGACAACAAGCAUCGGCCUUGCGUCGAUGUGAACAUGCGCGACCAGCUGGUCAUCUUCGAUGCCUUGGGCUCUUUCGAACUCCAGCGAGAGAAAGCCGGAGACCGUCCGGUCGGAGCUGUUGCGAAUGAAGAAGACGAACGGUACUGGAGUUUACAUACCCGCACAGCGCGAUGGGUGUGUGAGCAGAUACUAGGGGAGGGUAUAUGGGGAGGUGACUAA